Messenger RNA from Hemicordylus capensis (graceful crag lizard), 4175 nucleotides. It is a transcript of the gene DCP2, whose product is annotated as decapping mRNA 2. NCBI's taxonomy places the organism in Eukaryota, Metazoa, Chordata, Lepidosauria, Squamata, Cordylidae. The transcript is spliced from 10 exons. Gene Ontology annotation, molecular function: RNA binding; manganese ion binding; 5'-(N(7)-methylguanosine 5'-triphospho)-[mRNA] hydrolase activity. Gene Ontology annotation, cellular component: cytoplasm; P-body. Gene Ontology annotation, biological process: nuclear-transcribed mRNA catabolic process, nonsense-mediated decay; deadenylation-dependent decapping of nuclear-transcribed mRNA. The record is from RefSeq and is a predicted model, not a curated record. The coding region runs from base 436 to 1629 and encodes 397 amino acids.
GUAAGUGCACCCUCCUCCACCCUUAAAGUUAGACACCCCCUGCUGUCAAACCACCAAUCCAUUGAACCGGUUCAGAGGCCCAUAAAAGGCCUCCAAACCAGUUCCAUGCACAUCCCUAAUGCUGCUUGAAUUGAACAUAUAGUGUAUGUCAGGCUGCUGUCUGAAAACAGAAAUACUAUUAUUAAGAAUUAGUUCCUUUUUUCUUUUGCUUAGUUUACCCUUGAAUGUUUCAUCUCACACAAGUUGAUCUGGUAAAAGUAUUUCUGCCUGUGUGGCUGAUUAAAGUAAUAUUAUUAGUGAGAAAAUUUGUUUUGGCGUUGCUCAGAAGAACUUGCCUCGGGUAUUGCAAUUGUGUUGUCAGUCCCUCCUUCUUUCCUCUUCUUCUUUCCUCUUCUUUCUUAAAAAAACAAAAACAAAACUGGAAGCUUUCAGGCAAUGUUCAUGGCAGUGGAACUGGAUGCUAGAGGAUGGAAAGCAAAUGUGGGUUCUUUAACCCAGGAGUUCCCAACCUGGAUCCCCAAAUGCUGUGGAUUACAACUCCCAUCAUCCUCCACUAUAAUGGCUGAAGGCCAUAUAUGCAUCUGGAUUCAUUGCCCCUUUUUACUGCCUCAUGGUGAAGAUGUGCAGAAGGUUUUAGAUGAAUGGAAAGAGUAUAAAAUGGGAGUACCAACAUAUGGUGCAAUUAUUCUUGAUGAGACACUUGAAAAUGUGCUGCUGGUUCAAGGCUAUCUAGCAAAGUCUGGCUGGGGGUUUCCAAAAGGAAAAGUGAAUAAAGAGGAAGCUCCACAUGACUGCGCUGCUAGAGAGGUAUUUGAAGAAACUGGUUUUGAUAUAAAAGAUAGUAUCAAUAAAGAUGACUAUAUUGAAUUACGAAUCAAUGAUCAGCUUGCACGCUUGUACAUCAUUCCAGGAAUUCCAAAGGACACAAAGUUUAAUCCCAAAACAAGGAGAGAAAUUCGGAACAUUGAAUGGUUCUCAAUUGACAAAUUACCUUGCCAUAGAAAUGACAUGACCCCAAAGUCCAAGCUAGGUUUGGCACCUAACAAGUUUUUUAUGGCCAUUCCCUUCAUCAGACCACUGAGAGACUGGCUUUCUCGACGGUAUGGAGAUUCCUCAGAUAGUGACAAUGGAUUCUCAUCUACCAGUAGCACACCACCGAAACCCAGUAUAGAAAAACCGAGAUCCUCCAAACUUCAUUAUAGCCAGCAGGUGACAAUGGAUGGUUCUUCAGGAGACCAGUGGACAAAGCAUAGGCAAUUACAGCUGCAGAAGCCAUAUAACAAUCAUUUUGAAACAUCGGAGACUUUAAAAUUAAAGAACACGCGUGGCAAUGGCAGAAAGCAAUACCAAGACACUCCGAACCAAAAGAAGAGAACAAAUGGAGUCCAUAGUCAGCCAGCUAAACAGAUCCAAACUUUGAAAUGUGAAAAGAAGCUGCAUCCAAGACGACUUCAAGAUAACUUUGAAAUUGAUUCGGCCUAUGACGUAUGUUGUGCCUGUGAAGACCAGCUCCUAGAACACGGACAAUCAAUGCCAUGCAAUGGUCAUUGCAAAUUCACCUUUUCCUCACGAGCUUUCCUGAGCUUCAAGUUUGACCAUGAUGCUAUCAUGAAAAGUUUUGACCUCUGAUGCUUGUUCAUUUGCUCAUGUUGGCCAGAGACUUGGCCUUGUGCAGCUGAGCGGGUUUCUGAAUCCAGCCUUUACCCUUUCUCAGGUUUUAAAGCAAUGCAGGGACGUAGUGAUGGGCUGGAAGACUUUGUUCUCAUUGCAGCGUGGGAAUGGCAUCAGAACAGUGUUGCACUUUAAAUGCAGUAUAGCUUUCCCCUACAAAUGCUUUCCAGUGUUUAUUUGCUAGUUCCUAACUAUGCAUUACAGGGCAUUCUCUCUCUCUCUCUCUCUCUCUCUCUCUCUCUCUCUCUCUCUCUCUCUCUCUCUCCCCCCCCCCCCCGAACUUGUUUAAUUUGCUGUGUGUUUAGGUUUCAGAGAAGUAUUUUAGAAUUAGUGAGUUACUAACCACCUAAGCAUUUAGAUUUCUCUGAUAUACAUUAGUUCUUUAGUUUCCCAUACUUAACAGGAUGGUAACUAACCCUUGUGAAGCUUCAGAGGACACCAGCGUUCUGUACCUUGGAUAUAGGUAGGCCUUUUAUGACUUUGCUGAAAGCCAACUUCUGCUGAAUGAGAAUUCAGAAUUGUUUUCUUUUGUAGUCAGUUUCCUCUCUUUUUCCUCUUUUGCACUGUACUGGGACUCUUUUUUAAUUUUAUAAAGGCAUGUUUUAAAAUUGUAUUAACAUUAUGAAAAGCUGAAUUCUGCUCUGAUUUUUCAGCUCCAGUAGGCUAUGGCAGUGGUAUUCAGUGGCCAGUUUUUAUUUCCUCCUGCUAACUUUGCUUUAUCUCCCUUUCUGAAAUGUCAAUCAGAUCGGUUUAACUGGAAGAAUUGCAACUACUUUGAAGAUGCAUACUGGCUUGGGGGCGGGAUGAGUAUUUGAGGAGAUAAUUCUUGUUUAAUCAAAAUUGGGGAGACUUCCAGGCAUGUUCAAGAGAAUACAUGGCAUGUAAGCAUUUAGGAUUGUGAUGGCACAGUGUUGUUGCAGUAUUCUACCCUGGGAUUUGGUUGAUAUCUCUAAAGAGCUUGGUGUCACAGCAGUGGCUGCAAAUGCAUGAAGAUUCAAUAAUAUGUAUAUCAAAAAAUGUGAGAAGGCGUGCAAGAGAACUGAAUUUGAAGUGACCCCUUAGCAAUGCUGAAGUACAUGAAUGUAACUUGCUUACAGAGCUGCUGCUGGAACUUCCUCUCUCUGGGUGCUCUUUAUUUUGGCAGCUUGUGGCAGUAUUUCUGAUUUCUGAAAUGUUACCUAGGUGGGCUAGAUGUCUGACAGGGGGAGCAACUGAGGGAACCUUUCAUAUUUUUGGAAUUUGCCUAUGAAGCACAGGCUGCUCUCCUGCACAAUCCUGACAGUGAUUCCUUUCUGUUGCUGAGGGACAUGGGUAUAUAAACUGACACACUGGCUGACAUGAGGAAAAUUACUCUGAAUAGUCUCAUUGAAAUUAGGACAAAUUAGGCAAUGCCUAACUUGUCUUUGUAAUCCAGUGGGAUUACUUUGAGUAAUUUUCCUCAUGUCAGGCACUCUGUGUGCCGGUCAGUUCUGUUUCCAGGGCAUGUUUUAAAUUAUUGAGGAUGGCUUUUCCUACUGACGUUAUGCCUGUCAGCUACAUCCAGAAUUUAUUGGAAUCAGUAAGUUCUUUGGAUUUGGUGCUCUUUUAAGAGUAAGGUAGUUGAAGAGCUGGUGAUGUGUGCAGGUGCCACUUUUAACCCAUUCACCUCCAUAAAUGGGGAGAAUCUUUGGUCAGUAUUUAGUACAGUUUGACGUUUUUAACAAUACAAGUGCCUAACUUGCUAAUUUUUCAUUCACUGCAAAUUGUGUUUUCAGGCUGCUUGUGCCAGUCGUCUUCUGAUAUGUAGCUUGAUUUCCCAGGAAUGUUACUUUUAAUGCUGCUUCCUUUCACAAUGACAUUGAGUAAGAGGCACUGGCACAGUUAUGUGAAUCUUAAAUAUGAAAUGGAUGCCCUCUUGACGUGAAUAUGGAAAUGACUGUAGUAACAACAGAAGAUGAAGUCUCUAAAGUGGAAUAGCUUUGCAUUAAAGAGGAUGGGCAGGUUCUGCCCUAUCUUCUGGGAAAACAAAGCUUAACUCCUUUUAUUGUAAGGAAUAAUGACUUCAGCAGAGACAAUUUCAAGCUUUUUUCAUUCAAAAUUGCCCAGAGACUAUAAAAGACUAACCUGGAUCUAUUAAUCAAGCCUUAAAAUGUUUUGCAAGUAAAUGUGGUAAAUAUGCAAUAAUUUUCACUUUUUAUUUUUACAAGAUACCAUAUUUCAUAAGGUUAUAAUUUUAUGCGAUCAUGUCUUAAAAGUGGUUGGAUAUGAACUGCUUUAUGGGUUCCUGGGUGCCCAGCACUGUGAACAUUUCAGGUUGUUUAUCUUAUUGAUUUGUAUGUUUAUGUUUUGCUUGCAAAGUGUUUAAAUGAAUCAUUUUAUACUUGUGUAUUCCAAAGUGCAGGCAUAUGGUUUACAUGGAUUUCUGCAAAACAAUGAAGAAAAGGCAAUUGGGUGAUUGUAAUGGAUUUUUCCUUUCUGUGAUGUGGGCAUUUUAAAAGAUGGGAAAUAAAUGAUCUGUGAACAGA